Molecule: messenger RNA, 700 nt
Organism: Archocentrus centrarchus (flier cichlid)
Lineage: Eukaryota; Metazoa; Chordata; Actinopteri; Cichliformes; Cichlidae
Product: hepatitis A virus cellular receptor 1 homolog
Exons: 5
Coding region: 98-700 (200 amino acids)
Biological process (GO): apoptotic cell clearance; cytoskeletal rearrangement involved in phagocytosis, engulfment
Molecular function (GO): phosphatidylserine binding
Source: RefSeq, a predicted model, not a curated record
GUGUGGAGGUUUUACAGCUUCACUUCUUACAGCUGUGGUGGCGAGCAGGCUUUCAGCAGCUGCUCAGCGUGCUCUCACGGCUCAGCCGGGUUCCAUCAUGAAGGUCGUGCUGCUGCUCGCGCUCCUCACAGCCUCUGAAUGUGACAGCACAAAGGUCAAAGGUCAGACAGGUCAGAACGUCACUCUGUCCUGUAAAUAUGACAGAAAAUACUACGGAGCUCUGGACGUUUGCUGGGAACGAGGAGAAAUACCACGCAGUCACUGCUACAAUCAGCUGAUCUCCUUUGAUGGAAACACAGUAAAGACCAGAGCUUCCAGCAGGUAUGAGCUGCUGGGCCGACUGGAGGACGGAGACGUUUCUCUGACCAUCCUGAACCUCACAGAGGGAGACGCUGGACGCUACGGCUGCAGGGUGGAGAUACGCGGCUGGUUUAAUGAUGAGAAACAUCACUUUGACCUGACCGUCGUCACAGCUCCACAGAUUCACACAUCAGCAGCCUCACACACAGAGACGCCCUCAGAGCCGACAGCAGCCGCUCAGACCGGAGGUCCCAGAGUCACAGCUGCAGGUCACAUGACCUCCGGAGUCAGCCGUUCCUCCUCCAGCAUGAUGAGCAGCAGCGAGAAGUCUUUCCUCACAGUCAGCUCCAGCAGCAGGAUCCAUGUGAGCGUCCCCACUCUGACAGAGUCGUGUGAAUGA